UCUUCCACUAGCCUACGUCAAUCAAUCCCCUGGAGACGAUUCCUGCAGCAAGGCGGAAUACGUGAAUGCGCCCCUGUCACAUUCGUGUAAAGGCGGCCUUAGAUGCGAUGCAGAAAGCGGCGACCGAAGACUUGCGUGAACCUACAGCCUCCGGAUGUUCUACCGACAGCUUGUGCGAUGUCUACUUCCAUUAUGCACCACUGACUGGUCUAUGGGAAUAUAUCAAGAGCUUAUGUCGUUCGUCGAUGUCGCUCAAUCACUGGGCUCUCUACUUAAUGUAUAAAGAACAUGUACUGGUGUGUGAAGCGUGGCAAACCGAGAAGAAACUUCGUGGGUGUGCCGCGAUUAUGCCCCACGGCGAUUUGGACCCACUAAUGCACGAACUGCACCUUAUCAAGAGCAGAGCAAAAUUACCGUACGAAUCUGUCAGGAAAGUGGUGGACCAAAUGAACAUGAACGGGAACGACUCCGAGUAUAACGUCAUCCAUAACAACUGCCAACACUGGGUGAACAAGUUGCUACAGCGGCUUAAAACCAUUGAUCCGUGCCUGAGAGACUGUGAUAUCCGUACUUCAGUCAGUGGAGUUGCGUCAGAAGCAAAUGUUAAGUGGUAUGUCCCCGAAUGGAACAUGGAAAGACUCACUAGUGGUGGGGACACCGAUGCCAGUCCUCCAACAGUUCAAGAGCCUACGACGGAUGGCCUUGCGGUAGCACCUGAUGACUCCGGAAGGUGAUAACGAAGCUGCUGGGGAGCCCACCAAGGUGUACAAGAGAAACGGCGUUCCAAUUCCUGGGACAGCGACUUUAUUACGGCUGCGCAAUAGAGGUCUCGGCGAUAAACGCAUGAGUAUUGUGAUAUCCCGUCAGAACCAAAAAUACAUUUUACAAAAGCUUG
Molecule: messenger RNA, 895 nt
Organism: Ornithodoros turicata
Lineage: Eukaryota; Metazoa; Arthropoda; Arachnida; Ixodida; Argasidae
Exons: 4
Coding region: 66-734 (222 amino acids)
Source: RefSeq, a predicted model, not a curated record